This is a messenger RNA of Aphanomyces astaci, 954 nucleotides long. RefSeq lists its product as hypothetical. The transcript is spliced from 3 exons. The record is from RefSeq and is a predicted model, not a curated record. The coding region runs from base 1 to 954 and encodes 317 amino acids. Lineage: Eukaryota; Oomycota; Saprolegniomycetes; Saprolegniales; Verrucalvaceae.
AUGGUGCUCAACGUAGCCGCCAUGAGCACUCGCUUCCAAGACCAAAUCGUGUCCGACGAAGUCUUCCUUGGCCAAUGCCUUGACGAGUUCUCCGACACCAUGGACCGACAAGACGAGGUCAGCGACUCUACCUGUCGCGUCCUCGACAAAAUCCUGGGCGACAGCGGUGAAGAAGGCGUUCGGGUCAUGACGAACUUCACACGUCGCGAGUUCGACAUUCUGUGGAGGUACGUUGAAGUCACGCUCAAGGCCCGAUGGCAGGACGGUCGUGGAUCGAAAUCCACAACAAGCCCCAAGGGCGCCUUGUUCAUGACGCUGACUGUGCUCAAGCACUACCACACGUGGGAGAAGUACACCAUGGACUUUGGAUAUAGUCCGCCCACGUUCCAAAAGCUGAUUCUGCAGGUCAUCGAGUCUGUGGGCCCGAUGCCAAGCAUGUCCGACCUUCGAGCCCAAGACACCGUGUUUGAGAAGUACCCUACUCAUUGUAUCAUUGUAUGCGUGGGACGUCAAGUUUUAGCCGUCGGAGCGCCCUGCCGGUCGCCAUGGGGAAGCCAAACCGUACUUAAGUGUCAAGCACAAGUUGUAUGGCUCAUGAUCGAAGCCUCUGUGCCACCGCAAGGUCACCUGGUGGACAUGAGUGCUGCACAUCUCGGCGCCGUGGCUGACUUGACGAUUCUGCGCACCCGCAUGGACCAACACCACGAGGCGCUGAAGAAGACCGAACAAGAGCUGAACAUCAUCGACCACGGCGAGCAAGUAGAUGCCCACCGCGACAAGUGGGCAUUCCUCGUUGACAAGGGCUACUACGGUGCCAUGGCGUGGUACCGGUCUGUGAUUGCCCGCUACGGAAUAUGGUUAUAUCGACAAGUGGAGAGGCGUGCGGAAAACCAGCGUAGUUCGCGCUACUGUCGCAUUGAACGACUUGCACUUAAAGGGGGCGACGGAUUUUAA